Molecule: messenger RNA, 808 nt
Organism: Truncatella angustata
Lineage: Eukaryota; Fungi; Ascomycota; Sordariomycetes; Amphisphaeriales; Sporocadaceae
Exons: 1
Coding region: 86-721 (211 amino acids)
Biological process (GO): translational initiation; ribosomal subunit export from nucleus; translational termination
Molecular function (GO): ribosomal small subunit binding; iron ion binding; ATP binding
Source: RefSeq, a predicted model, not a curated record
CUAUUUUUUGUCUUUUUACGCAUGUAUUCGUGAGCACGAAGACUGAAACGGACGUUCGUGCUCUCAUACGAUUCUUGUUACCCCGAUGUAUCGACCAACAAACUCUAUAACUUAUUUGCUGAUUUCAAAUAGAUCCGCCUACCUAGAUUCGGAACAGAGAAUUAUCGCCGCUCGCGUCAUAAAGAGGUUCAUCAUGCACGCCAAGAAGACUGCUUUUAUUGUCGAGCACGAUUUCAUCAUGGCUACGUACUUGGCUGACCGUGUCAUCGUCUUCGAUGGUCAACCUGGUGUUGACGCUCACGCCAACACGCCUCAGUCCCUGUUGACUGGCUGUAACACUUUCUUGAAGAACCUCGAUGUUACUUUCCGUCGUGAUCCUACCAACUACCGCCCCCGUAUCAACAAGCUUAACAGUCAGCUUGACCAGGAGCAGAAGUCGGCUGGCAACUACGUGAGUAAACAUGCUCUUUAUGAAUUGAUUUCCAUGCUAAUAAUCGAUAGUUCUUCCUGGAGGAGGAUAGUUCUUGAAAAGGUUGUGGGUCAGAAAAAAGACCGCAAGGAGAACAGCGGUCGUUAUGAGAGUUACGAUAGUCAUGAGCAUGCCUCUUCAUCAGGCACCGGCGUUCUAGGCGUUAAAAACAAGAUUAAGCGCCGCGCCACUGGUGCACACUCAGGAUUAGAUGAAGAGGAUGGCGAUGAGGCCAAUGAGCCCAAUGACUGACAAUACGGCGGCAGUCCAUCCCCUGUUUUCACAUGGUCUUGCAGAGUUGCUCUAAUCCAGUAUACAACAGAGUGGGUAUAUGGAGCA